Molecule: messenger RNA, 3509 nt
Organism: Punica granatum (pomegranate)
Lineage: Eukaryota; Viridiplantae; Streptophyta; Magnoliopsida; Myrtales; Lythraceae
Source: RefSeq, a predicted model, not a curated record
CUCCCUCUUGUAUUGUCCACACCAACAAUGUUAUCAAUCAUGUCACUACUCUUCAUGGUCCCAUUAUGCUCUCCUCCUCAUCCUACAACCUCUGUCCUCACACCUUUCCCAUGCUCAUCUUCCUCCUUAAUUCCCUCAAAGCAAAAGCCUUAAUCACUGCAAAUUGCUGAUAAACCAUAUCAAGAGACAGACAGUGUCUCUGGUCUUUCUGUGAAUGGAACUGAGGUUCAGUCCUCUCACAUACAACAUCAACAACCUUGUCCAUCACUUGGCCUCGGGUGAUAAGACCAUGAAGGGGGAAGGCAAGAGGAGCCACCAGCAUGGCGGCACGAAAGCUAUGUUGGAAAUACGCCACAAGGGAGGGGAUCAGGAGGAAGCUGACCAGUCUUAUGAUCCUUUCCAGAUGAAGAACAUCUCGAAGCUCAUCCUCCCGCCGCUCGGCGUCUCGAGCUCUAACCAGAACCCGGUUCAGUCUAAGGGAUGGAUCAUCUCCCCCAUGGACUCGAGAUACCGGUGUUGGGAGGCGUUCAUGGUGAUGCUGGUGGCGUACUCAGCAUGGAUGUUCCCUUUCGAGGUAGCGUUCCUGAACAAGAACCCGAUCAGGGAGCUGUACGUGGCAGACAACAUAGUGGAUCUCUUCUUCGCGAUCGACAUCGUCCUCACCUUCUUCCUCGCCUACAUUGACCGACGCACCCAGCUCCUCGUCCGCGACCGCAGAAGCAUCGCCAUCAGGUACCUAUCGACAUGGUUCUUGAUGGACGUGGCGUCUACCAUACCGUUCGAGAUGGUGGGUUACAUGAUCACCGGAAAGCACCGGGUGUGCCUGUCUUACUCGCUCCUCGGAAUCCUCCGGUUCUGGAGGCUCCGGCGGGUUAAGCAACUCUUCACCAGGCUUGAGAAGGACAUAAGGUUCAGCUAUUUCUGGGUCAGAUGUGCCAGACUCCUGGCUGUGACGCUGAUGCUAGUGCACUCCGCGGGUUGCCUGUAUUAUCUGCUGGCGGACCGUUACCCUCAUGGGGGGAAGACAUGGAUCGGGGUGAUGAACCCCAACUUCCGGGAGACCAGCCUCUGGAUCCGCUACAUAUCCGCCAUGUACUGGUCCAUCACCACCAUGACAACCGUUGGCUAUGGCGACCUCCAUGCCGUCAACACCGUCGAGAUGAUCUUCAUCAUCUUAUACAUGCUCUUCAACCUCGGCCUCACCGCUUAUAUCAUCGGCAACAUGACCAACCUUGUCGUCGAGGGCACCCGCCGCACCAUGGAGUUCAGGAAUAGCAUCGAGGCAGCCUCGAGCUUUGUGUGUCGAAAUAGGCUGCCCCCGAGGCUGAAGGAGCAGAUACUCGCAUACAUGUGCUUAAGGUUCAAGGCCGAGAGCUUGAAUCAGUACCAACUGAUCGACCAGUUGCCGAAAUCAAUUUGCAAGAGCAUCUGCCAGCAUCUGUUCUUGCCUACCGUCGAGAAGGUUUAUCUGUUCAAGGGAAUCUCGAGAGAAAUUCUCUUGCUCCUGGUGGCGAAGAUGAAGGCCGAGUACCUACCGCCGAGAGAGGAUGUGAUAAUGCAGAAUGAAGCACCUGAUGAUGUCUACAUCAUCGUUUCCGGGGAAGUUGAAAUUAUAGACUGUGAAAUGGAGAAUGAACAACUGGUCGGGACCUUAAGAUCAGGGGACAUGUUCGGAGAGGUCGGGGCACUCUGUUGCAGGCCUCAACAUUUCACUUUCCGUACAAAGACUCUUUCGCAGCUGCUCCGGCUGAAAACGACUGCUCUUAUCGAGGCGAUGCAAAGCAACCAAGAAAACAACAUAACCUUACUCAAGAACUUCCUUCAGCAUCACAAGAAGCUUAAGGAUCUGAGAAUCGGAGACUUACUAGUUGACGGUGGAGAAGAACAGGACGACCCGAACAUGGAUUUCAACUUGCUGACUGUUGCUAGUACAGGAAAUGCUGCAUUUCUUGAUGAGCUUCUCAGGGCGAGGUUGGACCCCGACAUUGGAGAUUCCCAAGGAAGGACACCCUUACACAUAGCAGCAUCACAUGGUCACGAAGAGUGCAUUUGGGUCCUCUUACGGCAUGGAUGCAAUGUACAUUUACGGGACGUGAACGGUGACACUGCUUUAUGGCACGCUAUAUCAUCAAACCAGCUCUCAAUAUUUCGGAUUCUCUACCACUGUGCUGCUACUUCUGAUCCAUAUAUUGCCGGUGACCUAUUAUGCACCACCGCAAGAAGAAAUGAUAUCCCCGUGAUGAAGGAACUCCUAAAGCACGGACUGAAUGUUGACUCUAAGGAUCGUCAGGGAUCGACAGCAGUGCAGAUUGCCAUGGCACAGAACAACAUUGAAAUGGUUAAUUUGCUCGUGAUGAAUGGCGCGAAUGUAGUCGAUGCAAACUCGUAUGACUUUUCCCCAGACACUUUGAACGAGAUGAUAGGACGGAGAGAAGUAGGGCAUCGGAUCGUUGUCCCAGAUGCUACUGAAACACGGGAGAUGCCGGUCGAGGGGCAGCGAGAGGAACGAGAGCCUAUGGCGGAAAUACUCAAUAGAACUGGUUACCCGAGGGUGAGCAUAUACAGAGGCCAUCCCAUGGCAAGAAAAGGAAGCGGUCGCAUUGAGGCUGGGAGGCUGAUACGAUUGCCAAGUUCAAUCGAAGAACUCAAAAGCAUAGCAGGUGAGAAGUUCGGUACUGAUGUGAGUGAUGCAACGAUAACCAACGAAGAAGGUGCAGAGAUCGACUGCAUCGAAGUAAUCAGAGAUAACGAUAAACUUUUCAUCGUCGAGAAUCAUGAUCUAUAGUGCGACAGCAAGUUGAUGUCUUGUGUCAAUUGCAGGGAUCCGGUAAAUGUGAAUGUGAUGUUGCAAUUUUGAGUCAUCCUAUCUCUAAAUGAGAUAUGAGAUGUCUUGUAUCGGGAAAAUGCAUCUCAAAUCUCGAGUAGCUAGUGAAAACAUACAUCGGUAUUUUUACCUCAGUGCCAAUUAUUGAAGUCUUCAAGUCUGUAUAGUGAGCUUAGGCACGCCAAGAAUUACUACUAUUAGCCUAUUUCAAGUUCCUUCUCAUUUCUCACAUCCCGCAUGACGCUGCACGAUCCCAUGGUCCGCCGGAACACCCGCUCCUGCAGGCCCCACCGGCACGUCGAUUCUGCGGCCGUACUUUGGCACAAGUGGUAUGCACAAGAUUUCCGUGUCAUGAAGUGCCAUUUAUAUGGUCUGAAGUUUCACGUUGAGUGGGAGAGAGGGGAGGCUGCUGUCUUCACUGGCUUUGGUUUUGAUUUAGAUUCGAGAGUGACGUUUGGAUGGAAGUGUUGUCCUUUCCACUUCAUGAAUGUGCCGCUUAUAAUGGACUUAGGCCCCGGAUCCCACCGAAGGACAAUGUGCUGCUCAAAAUCUUUUCAUGAUGCCGAUCGAAAAAUCAGAAGAUGAGAGAGUACUUUUUACGAGCCCUCUAAUCGGAGGAUUCAUUCGACUCCCUUGUUUUCUUCUUUUCAUCAAUUUAAUCAGAAAACCAGAAUACUUUUUUUUU